AUGCCUUCCACAGUUGUAAACACAGAUGAAUAUGAAUUAGUUCACUUGACUGAAAGAGAAGUUAUAGAAUUCACAAGAAGACAAAACGCAGAGGCUUGGAAAGGUAGAUUAUCUGCUGAAGACUAUGUCUUGAGAGAACAUGUCUUGGGAAAAUCAAAGAUUACUUCUUCUGAUGUUAAUAGAUUGAUGGUAUUCAUGUUGAAGAAAGUUAAUGAUACAAUUCCAUUAUGUUCUAUUGAAUUUUUGAUUCGUAAAUCUUGGAAAUUUGUUUAUGAAAAUGACAAAGUUGUCCAAAAAGAAGUAUUGAGUGGUUGUAUUGGAGGGGUGUUUACCUAUCCUGAAAAUCGUGGUAAAGGAUAUGCAAAAAUAAUGGUUGAUAAGUUAGUAGAAAUUGCCAAGAGUGAUUUACUCGGUCCAGAAGGGUUCACAUUUCUAUAUUCUGAAAUUGGAGAAUAUUACAGCAAGAAUGGAUUUUUGUCCUUGGGUGUUGACUUGAUGAAUAUCCCAUUAGAAAACUCAAAAGUUGAUAAAGAUGUCAAAGAUUGUAAAUAUGAAUUAAUUGACUAUCAUCAAUUUGAACCAUUAAUGAAUGAAUAUGCAGAAAAGUUCAAAGAAGACAUUAUUGCAAAAGUUGAACAAGAUCAUAUCACAAGAGUAGGAGUUGUACCAACUUCUGAUAUUGUUGAUUGGUUCCAUUUAAGAUCAAAAUAUAUUUCCUACAAAUUAUUCCAAGAGGAUAAUGCAGCAUCUCAAUCUAUUGACUUUUAUAACGAAUCUUAUGAUUCAAUUACAUAUAAAUUGGAGCAUUGUCAACCCAAGAAAUUCGGUUUGAAAUUAUUCAAUGAUAAUGGAGAUCUCGCAGGUUUCAUAGUAUGGACAAUCGAUUGGUCCUCAUUAACAGAAAAUUACGCUACAAUCUUAAAAAUUGUCCUGUUUGAUGAAAACAAGGCUGAAACUACAACCAAAUUAUUAAAAUUAUUCAAGAAUUUUAUUAUAUCCAAUCCAAUUGUGGGUCAAACUACAACCAAGAUUGUAUUAUGGGAAUCCGAAGUUUGUGAACCUGUCAAAUCCUUCUUGAUUGAAAAAUGGGGUUCUAAACAUGGUCUCUAUAAUGGUUCCAGAUCAGCCAUUUUGAUUAAUAACAAAUUGGAAGAUUCUCAAUUAAGACAAGGUCAAGUUAUUUGGGAAGGAAAUGAUAAGCUUCCAUGGUUUUAG
This is a messenger RNA of Hemisphaericaspora subhashii, 1215 nucleotides long. RefSeq lists its product as uncharacterized. The coding region runs from base 1 to 1215 and encodes 404 amino acids. The transcript has a single exon. The record is from RefSeq and is a predicted model, not a curated record. NCBI's taxonomy places the organism in Eukaryota, Fungi, Ascomycota, Pichiomycetes, Serinales, Debaryomycetaceae.